Microdochium trichocladiopsis is the source of this 1004-nucleotide messenger RNA. RefSeq lists its product as uncharacterized. NCBI's taxonomy places the organism in Eukaryota, Fungi, Ascomycota, Sordariomycetes, Xylariales, Microdochiaceae. Bases 188 to 844 code for a protein of 218 amino acids. The record is from RefSeq and is a predicted model, not a curated record. The transcript has a single exon.
UCGCUAAUCAUUAUCAAGCGCCAUCUCGACAACAACAAGAACAACAACACCACCUCACCUAACCUGCUCACAACACCAAGGUGGCGAAAGAAUCCUUUUCGGGAACACUACCUCUCCUCGCCAACUAGGAAAACCCCAAACACCGAUACCAACAACAACACAAAGAAAAGGAAAGUCCAUACACACAAUGCCCACCGCCACCACCUACACACCACCUCUCGACAUGGACCCCUCGACAUGGCAGGCCCACGCGCUCGUCGCGCUCGACCACAUUGCCGAGCAGCGCCGCGGUCUGGACGGCGAGCCCGUCAACAGCGCCGCCAUCGAGGAUCUGCUCGCCGCCUACGACGACGUCGUGUUUGACUUUUCCCCCGGCUCCUCCUCCUGCUCCCCCGGCCUCCGCCUGAGCUGGUACAAUCUCGUCGUCGGCAACGUCACGGACGCCGUGCACUCGGUCAACAUCCCCUCCUCCUCGCCUUCGUCGUCUUGUGGUGCGUGGGCCAGAGACGCCAGCGGCGGCGGCAGCGGCGGUGGCUUCGUCGCGUCCGCGCUCGUAGCGAGCUUCAAGAAGAGCCCGGUUGAUUUGGAUGGAGAUGAUGAGGGAUGGGAGCACCUGGACAGUGAAGACGACGACGAGGUCGACGGGCUGGGACAGGGACCGGAUAUCCAGGCCGUGUAUGAGUGGUGCAUCGAGCAGGCGCGUGGUCGUCGUGCUGGGUAUUCCGGUGGUGGUGCCGGAGAUGAUGAGAGUCUGGGCGCUGGCGGGCGGCAGAACGUUUUCCGGUUCGAGUUUGGACGGUACGCGAGCUCGGAGAUGAGGAGGCGGUUGAUGGUCGUUGGCUGAAAGGCACAGAGAGAGAUAGGGACUUUUGUGUACUGCCAGCGUUGUGCAAGGGGGAAGUCGGUCGUGGGGGCACUCAUGAGCAUGAGUUGCCGCGCGGUUUUUUAAUUCUUAAUAUCGCAGUACAGUUCUGAGGCGUGAUAAUAUCAGAGUUUUACUGUCA